CUUACUGUACAUCUCCCCGCAGCUUUCAAAUUCUCCUUUUAUGUUCCCGGAAAAAUUAAGACAUCCGUUUCCAGAGAACCAAAGUGAGCUUAAACUUUUCGAAUUUCUUUCGGUACAUCAGCUUUGAAUGCCUUGAAAACUUUUUGGCUUGAUGGAUUCGUUUGUUCUCGAUAACGUGAAAGCAGAGAAAGCCAAGGCGAUGAGAAGGUACAAUCGGCUUCGAAGCUUGGCGAACGCGUUUCGUUUCUUGGAAUUGCUCUUGGCUUUGCUGUUUUUGGCGUGGACCUUCGGGCGCGUGCCUUUCCUCGUCAAGAUCUCCGGCGAGUUCAUUUUGAAGCUCGGAGGAGUAGUCGCCCGUCCUCUCUUCGUUUUCCUCGUCUGUAACGUCAUCAUCGUCACUCUCAUUGCUAAGUCCGGUAUUUUAUCCGCCGUUAUCAAUGCCGAUUCCAAAAUCUACGACGAAAUCACCAAAAUCGCUGAGAAUCGCUCCAAAUCGGAGUCUCAAGAAGAGAUUGUGUAUCAAGACAAGGAGAUCAUCUCUGAACCGAACACAGCUACUCUCACAUGUGAAGAAAUGGAGCCGGAGUCUGAGUCGGAUUCCGAUACUGAGACGGAUAAUCCCAGAGUGUAUAGAAGGAGUAAGUCGGAGAAGUUGCCGAUUAGAAAAACUGAAGAGCAAGUGAAGAAGGAACUGCGACGAUCGGAGACAGAACAGUGCCACAAAAUAGAAAACACGGACGAGGAAUUAUUUCCAGAAGACGAGCUGAACAACGAAGAGUUUCAACGAACGAUCGAAGAUUUUAUCGCCAAACAGUUGAGGUUUCGCCGAGAAGAAUCUCUGUCUAUUGUUCUUCGAUGUUUAAAUCCUGAAAAAUAAAUUUACUUUUUCAGUAAAUUUUAACCGCUCAAAAAAAAAGAACAUUGUUUAUUACUGUUUCUUUUUUCACCUUUGAAAAGAGAAAGUAAAAACGACUACUUAUGGUAUGGUUGUACAGU
This is a messenger RNA of Hibiscus syriacus, 996 nucleotides long. RefSeq lists its product as uncharacterized. Bases 152 to 877 code for a protein of 241 amino acids. The transcript has a single exon. Lineage: Eukaryota; Viridiplantae; Streptophyta; Magnoliopsida; Malvales; Malvaceae. The record is from RefSeq and is a predicted model, not a curated record.